Messenger RNA from Vicia faba (fava bean), 828 nucleotides. Lineage: Eukaryota; Viridiplantae; Streptophyta; Magnoliopsida; Fabales; Fabaceae. The record is from the annotation of a GenBank genome assembly.
AUGUUGGUCCGGCCUAGUGUUGUAAUGUACAAUACAAUCAUUCAUGGUAUGUGCAAAGAUAAACUUGUUAAUGAUGCAUCUGAUUUAUAUUCUGAAAUGCUUGCUAGGAGAAUCUUUCCUGAUGUUUUCACUUAUAAUGCACUAAUCUAUGGCUUUUGCAUUGUUGGUAAAUUGAAAGACGCAAUUGAUUUGUUUAAUAAAAUGAUACUGGAAAACAUCAGCCCGGUUGUGUAUACUUUUAAUAUAUUGGUUGAUGCUUUUUGUAAGGAAGGAAACAUGAAAGAAGCGCAAAAUGUGUUAGCUAUGAUGAUUGAAAAUGACAUUAAACUUGGUGUUGUUACCUAUAAUUCGUUAAUGGAUGGAUAUUGUCUUGUAAAUGAAAUGAACAAGGCAAAAGAUAUAUUCAAGACUAUGGUUCAAAGGAGAGUAACUCCUAAUGUUUUGACCUACAAUAUCAUGAUUAACGGAUUCUGUAAGAUUAAAAAGGCUGACGAAGCUAUAAGUCUCUUUAAAGAAAUGCACUGUAGAAAAAUCAUUCCUGAUACGAUAACUUAUAGUUCCCUUAUUGAUGCCUUGUGCAAAUCGGGAAGAAUCUCAUAUGCUUUGGAGCUUGUCGAUGAGAUGUGUGAUAGAGGUCAACUACCUGAUAUAAUUACGUACAAUUCUAUAUUGGAUGCUUUAUGCAAUCACCACCAAGUUGAUAAGGCAAUCGCAUUGUUAACAAAGUUUAAAAGCGAGGGUAUUCAACCAAAUAUGUAUACAUACACUGUUCUUAUCAAGGGACUGUGCCAAAGUGGAAGACUAGUGGAUGCGCGAAACAUUUUUUGA